ACGAAGUUGAGAGAAGGAGACAGGAGGAUAAAACUCGUCACAAGGCCUUACCGCACGUAGUCACCAUGGCCCCGCCGCCCACGAAGUCCGAUCAACAGGUCGCCUCCGAGUUCACAGCGUACUACCUCCAGCGCGCCACCAAAGAGUUUGCGGAGGACCUCGACAAGGUCCGCGCCGCCGACGACUUCAAGAACGAUGCCCUCCAGACGCUCAUCAGCGCGCUGCAACAGGGAACGGCCAUGUUUUCUGCUGAGGAGAAGCGGAUGAUUGUAACGGCGGCUGCUCAACCGGCUCGCAAGUCUUGAGCUCUCACUCGGGCGUGCUUCGGAGAAGGACACCGUGCGACUCAGCCGUUGCCUCAGAUGCAAGCCAUCAUCCGGCCCCGGAGAUUCACUCCGUGCGUGAACGGGCACAUUUCAGCCGCAUCCAUUUGCUCGGGGUGAGCCGGGCGCAGAGAACAAGGCGUGGGAAGGAAGCGGGCGGUUGUGGCUGCAAACCGGGUUUGCGGACUGUUGUGUGCAAAGCCUCGCCGACGAAGGCGGUGCUCGACACUGCAAUCCAUCACAGCUCACCAAGGAUCAUCAAACGCACUGGACGGGGCUCAGGCGUGCUCAUCGGCCGAAGCCGUGAAACCAGCACCGCCACGACACCGCCGCAAGAUCGAAAUACUUUGUUUUGUUUUUGCGAGGUCACGCGGCGUGCUUGACUUCUUGGGGCCGGAUUUGGGAUGACAUUUCGCAACAAUCGCGUAAGCGACAACUUGGCCGAGUGGUUAAGGCGACAGACUUGAAUUUCCACAAUUCAUGAGAUCUGUUGGGUUCGCCCUCAC
This is a messenger RNA of Thermothielavioides terrestris NRRL 8126, 829 nucleotides long. RefSeq lists its product as uncharacterized. The transcript has a single exon. Lineage: Eukaryota; Fungi; Ascomycota; Sordariomycetes; Sordariales; Chaetomiaceae. The record is from RefSeq and is a predicted model, not a curated record. Gene Ontology annotation, biological process: ribosomal large subunit assembly. Gene Ontology annotation, cellular component: preribosome, large subunit precursor. Bases 66 to 305 code for a protein of 79 amino acids.